This is a messenger RNA of Chinchilla lanigera (long-tailed chinchilla), 3472 nucleotides long. RefSeq names its product microtubule-associated protein 6 (gene Map6). The record is from RefSeq and is a predicted model, not a curated record. Gene Ontology annotation, cellular component: microtubule; dendrite; Golgi-associated vesicle. NCBI's taxonomy places the organism in Eukaryota, Metazoa, Chordata, Mammalia, Rodentia, Chinchillidae. The transcript has 6 exons. The coding region runs from base 719 to 3331 and encodes 870 amino acids. Gene Ontology annotation, biological process: cytoskeleton-dependent intracellular transport; positive regulation of axonogenesis; regulation of microtubule cytoskeleton organization. Gene Ontology annotation, molecular function: microtubule binding; calmodulin binding.
AGGGGAAAGAGAGAGGACAAGCUCCCAGCAGUGCGCGCUGACGACAGCAGGUGAUUUUUUUCUGCAGCGGUCUUUCUCUCAGCAUCUUUCCUGGAUUUUCCCCCUCCCUCGCAGAGCGGCAGGAAAGGGUGGGGCCGCGUCUCUGCAGCAGAGGCGCCGGCGACAGCGGCUGCAGCAUCGCCGCCUGCCGCGGCCGAGGCAGCAGUGCUCGGUCUCCGCUGGAGGUGACGGCCUCCAAGCCCUGCUAGGUGGACGGCUACACCUGGACACCCGCAGGAAGGAGAAUCGAGCCGAGUCCACCGACCUCGCAGCCACACCGCCCAGCCCUUCCUCUGCGCCAUGGCUUAACCCCCGGCCACCUCGCCUCGCUUCGCCUCGCCACGCCACGCUCGGCCGGGGUCUGCGAGCGCCACAGCGCAGGGAGGGGCGAGUCCCAGGCGCCCUCGCCAGGGACUCCGGGACGCCGUUCCUCUCGCCCUUCGCCCGCAGGAGCCGCGCCUUAGAAGGCGUUUGCAGCCGGUAAACCAGGGACUUUACAGACUAUCUCAGUGUUAGCUUACCUCGGGUGUGCUCGGAGGGAGCAGGACCAGGUUACAGAAGGAUCGGGAGAGAAAGCAGUGGGGAUCGUACUGGCGGGUAGGGGCCAAGGGUAGAAGCAAGACUAAAAACCUGCUUUUUAGUACCACAUAAAGAGAGGGCCAGCUUUGCAUCUAGCAUCAUGGCGUGGCCGUGCAUUACCCGGGCCUGCUGCAUCGCCCGCUUCUGGAACCAGCUGGACAAGGCAGACAUCGCCGUGCCGCUGGUAUUCACCAAGUAUUCGGAGGCCACCGAGCACCCGGGCGCCCCACCACAGCCCCUACCUUCAUCCCAGCAGGCGCAGCCAGCGCGAGCGGUCGCCAUAGAGACACAGCCAGUCCAGGGCGGGUUAGAUACAGUUGCCCGAGCAACGGGGCCGGCGCCAGGGCCCAGCGGCGAGCGGGAGGCUGUGGCCGCGCCCAGCCGGAGCGCGCAGGGGCUGAGCGCUGGCUCCGGCUCCACUUCCGGGUCGGGCCCAGCGGACUCGGUGAUGCGGCAGGACUACCGCGCCUGGAAAGUGCAGCGACCCGAACCCAGCUGCCGGCCGCGCAGCGAGUACCAGCCUUCGGACGCGCCCUUUGAGCGUGAGACCCAGUACCAGAAGGACUUCCGCGCCUGGCCGCUGCCGCGCCGCGGGGAUCACCCGUGGAUCCCCAAGCCGGUACAGAUCCCCGCGCCCUCUCAGGCGUCCGCGCCUAUUUUCGGAGCGCCUAAGCGCCGGCCCCAGAGCCAGGAGCGCUGGCCGAUGCAGGCUGCUGCUGAGGCCUCAGAGCUGGAGGCGCCCAGAGAAGCCGGGGUCCAGGCUGCAGGAAAGGCAUCGGGCGCAGAUGACCGCGACACACGCAGAAAGGCUGGGCCGGCCUGGAUGGUUCGUCGCUCCGAGGGCCACGAGCAGAUGCCAGUACCUCCUGCCCCGGCCCAGGUGGGAGCUGGUGGCCCGGCGGCUGGAAAGGCAUCGGGUGCAGAUGAGCGCGACACACGCAGAAGGGCCGGGCCCGCCUGGAUGGUGCAUCGCUCGGAGGGCCACGAGCAGACGCCCUUGCCCACAGCCCAGGCCCAGGCCACGGAGGGUGGCAAGGGGCGUGCGGCGGCAGACGCCCUCAACCGGCAGAUACGCGAGGAGGUGACGAGUGCGGUGAGCAGCUCCUACAGGAAUGAAUUCCGAGCAUGGACGGACAUUAAGCCUGUGAAACCAAUAAAAGCCAAGCCCCAGUACAAGCCCCCAGAUGACAAGAUGGCUCAUGAGACCAGCUACAGCGCCCAGUUCAAAGGGGAGGCAAAUAAGCCAACCGCAGCUGACAAUAAGGUCAUUGAUCGCAGAAGAAUACGCAGCCUCUAUAGCGAACCUUUCAAGGAACCUCCAAAGGUGGAGAAACCUAGUGUUCAGAGUUCCAAACCAAAAAAGACCUCAGCGAGCCAUAAGCCCCUGCGGAAGGCCAAAGACAAGCAGGUGGUGUCGGGCCAGGCUGCCAAGAAAAAGAGCGUGGAGGGCCCCAGUGCCACCAAACCUGAUGCAAAGGAGCAAAGUAAAGAGAUGAACAAUAAACUGGCUGAGGCUAAAGAGAGCCCGGUCCAACCCACUGACGAUUCCUGUAAGAAUAAAGCUCUCGUAACCACAGAGCUGGACAAGGAUAAAGGUCCUGUGGUCUCAGGGCUUCUGAAAGGCCAAAGUCCUGUGGUCCCAGAGGCUCCAGAGGAUCGAAGCCCCAAAGUACUGGGACUUCCAAAGGAUCAAGGUCCUCUGGUUCCAGGGCCUCCAAAGGAUCAAGGUCCUGUGGUCCCAGGGCCUCUAAAGGAUCAAGUUCCUGCGACCUCAGGGCCUCCAAAGGAUCAAGGUCCUGUGGUCCCAGGGCCUCCAAAGGAUCAAGGUCCUGUGGUCCCAGGGCCUCCAAAGGAUCAAGUUCCUGUGGUCCCAGGGCCUCCAAAGGAUCAAGUUCCUGUGGUCCCAGGGCCUCCAAAGGAUCAAGUUCCUGUGGUCCCAGGGCCUCCAAAGGAUCAAGUUCCUGUGGUCCCAGGGUCUCCAAAGGAUCAAGGUCCUCUGGUUCCGGGGCCUUCAAAGGAUCAAGGUCCUGUGGUCCCAGGGCCUCCAAAGGAUCAAGGUCCUGUGGUCCCAGGGCCUCCAAAGGAUCACAGUCCAGUGGUCCUGGUACCAAUCAAGGAUAAAGAUCACAUGGUCCCUGAGCUUUUAAAGAAUGAAGGUUCUGUUAUCUCAGUACCAGCCAAGGACCAAGGUCCCUUGGUCCCCGAUCCUCUAAAGAAUCAAAGUCCUGUGGUUCCAAUAAGACUUAAAGAUCAAGGUCCUGUGGUAACAGCACUCCCAAAGGAUCAAGGUCCUGUGGUCUUAACACCUGUCAAGGAUCAAGAUUCCAUGGUCUCAGCUUCUGACAAAGACGGAGGUCGCAUGGUCCCAGAGUAUUGGAAGGAUCAAAGUGCCAUGGUCAUAGCACCUGUAAAGAAUCAAGGUCCUGCGGUCCCUGAGUCUAUAAAGAACAAAGACCCCAUCAUCCCAGCAGUAUCCAAGGAUCAAGGUCACAUGAUCUUCGAACCUCCAAAGAAUCAAGGUCCCGUAACCCCUGUGCCUCUGAAGGAUCAAGAUCCUCUGGUGCCAGCACCAGCAAAAGACCAAGGUCCCGUGGUUCCUGAACCUCUGAAGACUCAAGGUUCCAGGGUCCCUAAACUGCCCACUGUCUCACCUCCACCCCCAGUCAUGAUCCCAACUGUCCCUCAUGGGGAGUAUAUUGAGGGGUCUCCUUGACAUGCGCCUCUUGACAUGCCAUUGAAGGAGCUGGCCGUGAAAGUGCACCCCUCCCAGGGGCAGUAAAGACACAUAUUUAAUCUGCAUGAAACACGUGCUGUGUAGCCUUGUUGGAGUCUAAUAAAACUGGUCCCUGGCUCA